AUGAGAGGCACGCGAUCCUCGAAACCUGCCGCGGCCGACGCCCCCAAAGACGCCCCAGGCUCAAAGUCGAAAUACGCCGUGUCGUCGAAAACAGGAGAGCCUUCCAAGCUUUUUAUCCUGCCCCGUUCAGCCACAGCAGACGCACGAAUCGUCUCCCUCCCACACCCCCGAAGUGGACUGCCGUCGCGAUAUCUAGUCUGUCCUGAGACGGGCCUCUACGAAUUCACGAAAGUCGCAGCUCCGAAGACGGCGCCACGCAGCUGGCUUAUUGCAUCCGUCAACACCGACAAGGAGAAGCAGAGCAGAAUUGACAGCGCAGAGACGGCUGCCAGCGCAGAUCUGUUUGUGGCGACGCAUGCCGACCCUCUGUUUCUACUACUCCCUGCAUUAAUAGAUGCCAAGGCAACCAGGCCCUCAACAGAGCAGAAACGCCUAUUUCUCUCCUUCGAAGACUACGUUGACAAGCUGCCGGAAAAGUCGUCAAAUUUGUGGGAAAUUGCGCGAUGGCCGAAGACGAAGGCGCUCUUGGAAUCCAGACUGGCUGCGAUAUGCGAUACUGUGGACGCCGGAGACGAGUCCAUGUUCCGGGUUAGCGAGGAGAAGCUGUUCUCUGUAAUACUUUCCAAGGCUACGCGUCUCGCUUCGGGAGGGUUGCCUGCCAGUGUCGAGGAGAAGUUUGUGCAGAAGGCUCUAGAGGCGCCCAUCCUGCUGCGCAGUUUGAGCAGCGUCGCUGGCCCGGCCGCGGGUGUCGCUGCGACCCUCGAAGGUGCAGAGUCUGGAGCUUCCACACCAAAGACGGAGUCCGCGGAGUCUCAAUCCAGUGCCGCAACUGACGGUUCGACCUUGAGCGCGGUUUCACAACCUUCUACCGCGGCGUCCUCGUUUUCAGAAGACGAUGUCGCCGUGACGACCGCCAUGACGGCGUCGCCCGAAGUCGUCCAGCUGCAGCGCCUUCGUGUCGCAUUUAAUUUCAUCUGUGCCAGCUACAUCCCACAGACUAUCGCCGAACAGCUGAAGCAAUCGCUCAGCAACAACGCGGCAUGCAAGACGGACUUUGAGCCGCUUGACGCAUACAUGACCGAGCUCGAGAAGCUACGCAAGGAGACCAUGGCGACUCGCCCGACUGGCGACUUUUCGAGAAAACGCGUGCGAGAUGAGGAGGAGGACGAAGCACGGCUGGAAAAGAAGAGGAAGAUGGAGGAGGAUAAGAAGCGCAAGGCGACUGAAAGCCGAGGCGUAAGAGACUUGAAAAAGGUCAACACGACGGGAAUGAAGAAGCUCAGUGCGUUUUUCACGAAAAAAUAA
Messenger RNA from Akanthomyces muscarius, 1305 nucleotides. RefSeq lists its product as uncharacterized. The transcript has a single exon. The record is from RefSeq and is a predicted model, not a curated record. Bases 1 to 1305 code for a protein of 434 amino acids. Gene Ontology annotation, biological process: RNA catabolic process; ribonucleotide metabolic process. Gene Ontology annotation, cellular component: ribonuclease H2 complex; nucleoplasm. Lineage: Eukaryota; Fungi; Ascomycota; Sordariomycetes; Hypocreales; Cordycipitaceae.